CCCCCCCCCCCCCCCCCCCCCCCCGUCUCCCUUCCCGGACCCAGAGGCAGGGGGAGCCCCGGGCAAGGCAGCGCCGAGCCCGCCGAGGACAUGUCCAACCAAGGGGCCCGGCGGAACGGGCCCGUCAAGCUGCGACUGACAGUACUGUGUGCAAAAAACUUGGUGAAAAAGGAUUUUUUCCGACUUCCUGAUCCAUUUGCUAAGGUUGUGGUGGACGGAUCUGGCCAAUGCCAUUCUACAGAUACUGUGAAGAAUACACUUGAUCCAAAAUGGAAUCAGCAUUAUGACCUAUAUAUUGGGAAGUCGGAUUCAAUAACAAUCAGUGUGUGGAAUCACAAGAAAAUUCAUAAAAAGCAGGGAGCCGGCUUUCUGGGUUGUGUGAGACUUCUUUCAAAUGCAAUCAACCGCCUUAAAGACACUGGUUAUCAGAGAUUGGAUUUGUGCAAGCUUGGGCCAAAUGACAAUGAUACUGUUAGAGGACAGAUAGUAGUAAGUCUUCAGUCCAGAGACCGAAUAGGCACAGGAGGACAAGUUGUGGAUUGCAGUCGGUUAUUUGAUAAUGAUUUACCAGAUGGGUGGGAGGAGCGGAGGACUGCUUCUGGAAGGAUCCAAUAUUUAAAUCAUAUUACACGAACAACUCAGUGGGAGCGACCAACACGGCCAGCAUCUGAAUACUCCAGUCCAGGCAGACCGCUGAGCUGUUUUGUGGACGAGAACACUCCAAUUACAGGAACGAACGGUGCGACCUGUGGGCAGUCGUCAGAUCCCCGCCUGGCGGAGAGGAGAGUCAGGUCACAGAGGCACAGAAAUUACAUGAGCAGGACACACUUGCACACUCCUCCUGAUUUACCUGAAGGAUAUGAGCAAAGGACGACUCAGCAAGGUCAGGUCUAUUUUCUGCAUACUCAGACUGGUGUUAGCACGUGGCAUGAUCCAAGAGUACCUAGGGAUCUUAGCAACAUCAAUUGUGAAGAGCUUGGUCCACUGCCUCCUGGAUGGGAGAUCCGAAAUACAGCAACAGGCAGAGUUUAUUUUGUUGACCAUAACAACAGGACAACGCAGUUUACAGAUCCACGGCUAUCUGCUAACUUGCAUUUAGUCUUAAACCGCCAGAAUCAACUUAAAGAUCAGCAACACCAGCAGCAGCAGCAGGUAGUGUCCCUGUGUCAGCUUCCAGAUGAGGCAGAGUGUCUGACUGUGCCAAGGUACAAGCGAGACCUAGUGCAGAAACUCAAGAUCCUGAGGCAAGAGCUGUCACAGCAGCAACCUCAAGCUGGCCAUUGUCGUAUUGAGGUCUCCAGGGAAGAGAUUUUUGAGGAGUCCUACAGGCAAGUGAUGAAGAUGAGGCCAAAAGACCUGUGGAAACGAUUAAUGAUAAAAUUUCGUGGUGAGGAAGGCCUUGAUUAUGGAGGUGUUGCCAGGGAGUGGCUCUACCUAUUGUCACAUGAAAUGCUGAAUCCAUAUUAUGGUCUCUUCCAAUAUUCCCGAGAUGAUAUCUAUACACUGCAAAUCAACCCAGACUCUGCAGUCAACCCGGAACACUUAUCAUAUUUCCAUUUUGUUGGACGGAUAAUGGGGAUGGCUGUGUUUCACGGACACUAUAUUGAUGGGGGCUUCACGUUGCCUUUCUAUAAGCAGUUGCUAGGGAAGCCAAUUACUUUGGAUGAUAUGGAAUUGGUUGACCCUGAUCUGCAUAACAGCUUAGUCUGGAUACUUGAGAAUGAUAUCACAGGAGUCUUGGAUCAUACGUUUUGUGUAGAACACAAUGCAUACGGGGAAAUUAUUCAACAUGAACUGAAACCCAACGGCAAAAGCAUCCCCGUGACAGAGGAAAACAAAAAGGAGUAUGUCAGACUUUAUGUAAACUGGCGAUUUUUACGAGGAAUUGAAGCUCAGUUUCUGGCCCUACAGAAGGGAUUUAAUGAAGUAAUCCCACAACAUCUGCUGAAGACAUUUGAUGAGAAAGAGUUAGAGCUCAUCAUUUGUGGACUGGGAAAAAUCGAUGUUAAUGACUGGAAGGCAAAUACGAGGUUAAAACACUGUACCCCAGACAGCAACAUCGUGAAAUGGUUCUGGAAAGCUGUGGAGUUUUUUGAUGAAGAGAGGAGAGCGCGACUUCUCCAGUUUGUGACUGGCUCAUCCAGAGUGCCUCUGCAGGGCUUCAAGGCAUUACAAGGUGCUGCAGGCCCACGACUAUUUACAAUACACCAGAUUGAUGCCAGCACUAACAAUUUGCCGAAAGCUCAUACCUGCUUUAACCGAAUAGACAUUCCUCCUUACGAAAGCUAUGACAAGCUAUACGAGAAGCUGCUAACUGCCAUUGAAGAAACAUGUGGGUUUGCUGUGGAAUGACCCUUCACAGGCUUACCUGAGACUCUAUUUAUACUCCUAUCAGCCAGAAAGCCCUUCCCUCAGCCAAGACUCAAGAGAUGCUUGAAAUACAGGAAACUUUCCCUUUUCUACACUAGGACACUGGGAGGGAAAGGACAACUUUGGACUUUUUUUUAAUUUUUUUUUUUUUUUUUUU
Molecule: messenger RNA, 2527 nt
Organism: Haliaeetus leucocephalus (bald eagle)
Lineage: Eukaryota; Metazoa; Chordata; Aves; Accipitriformes; Accipitridae
Gene: SMURF2
Product: SMAD specific E3 ubiquitin protein ligase 2
Exons: 19
Coding region: 91-2352 (753 amino acids)
Biological process (GO): ubiquitin-dependent protein catabolic process; negative regulation of BMP signaling pathway
Molecular function (GO): ubiquitin protein ligase activity; protein binding
Source: RefSeq, a predicted model, not a curated record